Messenger RNA from Penaeus chinensis, 4291 nucleotides. RefSeq names its product hunchback-like protein. The transcript has 2 exons. The record is from RefSeq and is a predicted model, not a curated record. Lineage: Eukaryota; Metazoa; Arthropoda; Malacostraca; Decapoda; Penaeidae. The coding region runs from base 1570 to 2118 and encodes 182 amino acids.
GUAAAUUUGUGCACAUAUAUAAUUGUAUAUGUCCACACCAAAACAGUAUAUGCUAUUACUACAAAUUUGUCUGCAUAUUUCUGUGCACAAUAAAUGGUUGCAAAAGUGAGAAGCACAAGCUUAAUGUUUGUAUGUAAAUAUGGAUAUAUUUUUAUAUAAACAUUGAACUUUAUCCGGGAAUGGGAUGUUUGUUAUUUUGUUUGUAUUCUUAUUUUUUUUCCUUAUAUAUCAAUGUGUUGUUAUCUGGAUGGUGUUGAAAUGCUUAUUAUAUCGAGGACUGGAAAAUUCGAAGUGAAUUUUUUCUUCUUUACUCUUUUUCGUGACGAAUUUUGAUUAUUAAGAAGGGAGUGCUUCCAACUGAAGAUGUGUUGUAUUGAAGGCUUUGGAGAGGCUAGAGUUAGGGUGUCAUGAUUGAUGCCAUGUGUCCUGGCUGAUGGUCCUUUCUCUUCUCUUUUGCAGUUGAAAGUUGCAAAAGAAACCCGUGCCCUCUAUGCAACUGCACGUUGGACUCUGUGUGGGCGCUCAAGGACCAUCUAGCCAGGAGACAUGAUAUGAAAGUGCAUAAGUGCGUCUUUUGUGGGGCCAAGUUCCGGGAGGUAGAACAAAUGGCCGUGCAUAUGAGCAAGAGACAUGGGGAGAAGUUGGCUGCUGGGGAGGCCAGGGGAUUGUCAGGGGCUGUGGCGCCACCUUGAGUCAACAAAAGUGCUCCUCAUAUUAAUCACCUCAGUAAAUCUACAAAAGAAGUUUGCAGGCGAGCUGUAUUAUACAGCUGUUCCUACUGUCGUUGUCUUCCGUGAAGGCCGUCGUCCCAUUCAUACAUUCCAGUAGAAGUACACAAGCAUUCCGUCUUUACAAGCGGUGCUGAUGUAGACCCCAAGAGUCACAACAAUGGUGGUGUGGAUUGUGCUGCAGAAGACGUAGCCAGUGACGAAGGCUUCUCUCUCUUAUUUCAGGUCACACCAACAAACCUGCAUGCUACAUCUGUGGGAAGGUGAUUUCUAAUGUGCAAAACCUUUACAAACACAUCCGGACAAUCCACCAGCGUCAAGUGUCUCGCUGUGAUUACUGUGGUUCAGUGUUCCGUAAUGCCGAAUCGGCUCGAAAGCACGUGCUGAAAAUGCACAGAAAUGAUCUCAGCCAAGGUCGUGGGCUGUCCAUGGUGGAGCCCAUGGUGGAGCCAGUGGUCUGUGGGGGCUGGACCCCCUCCACAUGCACCACCUCUUCACCUCAAAUUGAACAGCUGCAUCAACAUUCCAUGAAGAGCGAGGACCUCACUUAGUAGGCUCUACUCCAAUAUUUGCUUGGUAUCUUCCUGCUUGUGCUUAGUGAACUUGUCUGAAAGUUUAGUUCCAAACACUUGUUACCAUUUGUAUGUUUUUUAGAACAAAUAAUGUAUAUAGAAAUUUAUAUGAAUGUUAACUAUUGUGAUGUCUUAUCUUGAAUGUCACAUUUAUGAACUUAUAGGAAGAGGAUCACGUACUACUAAUACCUGAAGAUUAAUGGAUCAUACCUGAAUAGCAGAUAGCCAGCUUACUCUCCUGUUAGCUGCCAGUGUGAUAUGUUUGUAGUAUGAUGAUUAGACCCAUUAAAGGUGGUCAUCCUGUAUUUAAUGAAUUGUUGUGCGGUGACGGUGGUUACGGGGGGAAGAAGGCGGUACCCACGCCUUGUCCAGUGUGCGGCAAAGUACUCUCCAACGCUUACAAUAUGCGCGUUCACCUGGAGACACACCAGAACAUCACAUACAAGUGCAUCAUCUGUGGCAUCAUAACACGCACACGUGACACCAUGAGGAAGCAUCUUUCCAACGUUCACAAGCUGCGUAAUGUAGAGCUCAAGAACUCUUUCAAGAAGAUUACUGGCAAGCAGCAAUCCAGCAGUGGCUCUGCCGACAGCACUUCCCCCAAUACAACAUCUGCAGCCACCACACCAACCAAAAGUGCCACCACUAAACUAGCUUCCCCUUCCUCUGACCUGAAGCUGUCAGGCAUUGCCAGCCCUCUACCUGAGGCAGAUCUUGGCCACAGUUCAUUUUCUGGCAUGGACAACUUGGGGGCCCUAAAUUUGGCAAAGGGCAAUAAUCUGGCAUCUAUAGUUAGCAAAUUGAGUCAGAAACAGUGAAGUUUCGUGAAGAACUGAGGCAGAUAAACUGCUUUUUUAUGUAUUUAUAAAGGAUGGCCGCCAGUUGCAAAGAGUCCAAAGAAACAUUUUCUUAGGAUUGCGUGUCAAAUUGCAUUGAAGUCAGUCACGCUUUCCAAGUUCGCACUUCCUAGUCCAUUUGUAGGGCAGUCAGUCAAGGACAAAGCUUGCUAUGGCAACUUGGGUUUUUAUUAUUAUUAUCAUCAUUAUUAUUAUUAUUAUUAUUAUUAUUGUUAUUUUUAUUGUUGGGUUUUGGGACUAAAUCUGGGUAUCUGCACAUAAGACAUGUUUUAUAUUGUUUGGAAAUGCUCUUCCUUCCUUGUUGUCUCCUCCUCCAGUUCCCAUUCCCUUUCCUGUUCCAAUUCCUGUUCCUCCUCCUCCUCAUUUUACUCCUUGCAGAAAAUUGUAAGGAGAAGCUAUUUUUUUUUUUUUUUUUUUUUUUUUUUUUUUUUUUUUUUUUUUUUUUUUUAAUGUAUAUGCCUUUAACCAAAAUGGCCAGUUUUUCCUAUUGUGAUAGUCGUUUCCCUUGUUGUUACCAUUCUUUGUUGUUAUUGUAAAUGUUACCAAGUUUUAUGCCAAAUGCAAGUUUAGUCUGUAAUUAAAGUGCUCUUAAAACACUUGAAGGUGCUAUUCAUUUUUUUUUUAAGUAUCUUAGCAUUUUUAGCCAGUACUAGAAGAAAAUAUUACUUUUAAGUGUUGUGAUUGAUUUUUAUUUAAUUUUAUCAUUUUGUUCUCCAUUUUGGAUGGCUCGUAAUAAGUAAUUUUUAUCAUUUAGUUACAUUUGAUGAUGCCUUUUACAACUAUGUUAUUUUAUGCACAUUUUCUGUUGCUUUCCAAACAAGGAAAAAAGGAAAAUUCUCCAGUACUUGUAGAUGUAACCUUAUCAUAAUGAGUACUGUUGUUUAUUUUGUUAUUUUUGUGUUCACAUUUUUCAUUUUAUAUUAUUAUACUUGACAUUAUAAAGUAGUCUUGCUGAUGUAUCAUUGUUUGAUAUGAUCAUUAUUAUUGCUGUUGUUAUUAUUAUUUUGAUAUUAUUAUUAUUAUUAUUAUUAUUAUUAUUAUUAUUAUUAUUAUUAGUUAUUACUAUUACUACUAAUGAUUAUAAUUUUCAUUGCUAUUAUUACUACUGCUGUUACUUUUACUUUUACUUUUACUAUUACUGUAACUAUUAAUACUGUUUUUAUUAUUUUUGCUUAGCUGAUAGUUUAUACUCUUCUUUACCAUAUUGAGCCACUGCCUUACUGCAUCCCAGUGUUUUGUUACUUUGCAUUUUUAGAACAAUAUGUUUGAUAUUGUUUGGUCUCAUAACAUGUAAAAGAUUACUUGCCCAUUCUGAAGACAGUACAAGAAAAAUUAGCAUGAAACUCAGUUUCAAGUGCCUUCUGUAUAUUUUGUGAGUGAUUCUGAUGGUAGUGAAGAAAGAAAUGAAGUUAUUGAUUGCUGUUGCAGUGUGUAUUGAUAUCAGUAAUGUAUUAGAUGAGCAAAUGAGAGUGAGAAUGGGAGAGACAGUGAACGUCUGUGGCUUGCGUCAUUUUUAUGAGGUGUAUUAGAUUGAGAUAUGAUAAAGAACACAUUCCUACAUGCACGCUAAUUUUGCAGUAGUUGUAUGUUCUUGGAAGAUUUCUAUAAAAAACUACAAAUGAGGAAAUAAAGAAGUAUAGGUUUUAUAUUUUCAUUUAUUUUUAUUUAUAUAUAUUUUUGUAUAUUUUAAUGUGUGGGUGCAUCUGUACCAUUACGUGCAAACCACAGUCUACAAGAAUGAUAUUGCCGUUGUUGAUUUUAAUGUAAAACUCAUUAUCUACUUGGAAGUAGGAAAUAUCAAUUAUCUUGUAAAAUAUCACUAAAGACAAUGAAGGUAUAAGUCUGAUGAAGAUGAACGUUAACUUCUUGUUGCAUCAGUCCUUAUACUGUUUGUCUGCAUGUUUGCAAAACUUUGGUCAUUGGUUGCUUGGAACCUGGGAGCAUGUUUGCAUUUUACAGUGCGGGCGGUAUUCAAAAGAGAGGACUCUUAGUUUACAAGGAUGGAAUAUGAUGAUAGAAACACCUAUUAGUUCAUUGUACCAAAUGUAGGAAAGGUAUAAAUGAUAAUGAAUGAUUAAGAGGCAAGAAAAGUAAUUGGUUUCAUAUAUAUAGAUAGAUAGAUAUAUAUGUGUAU